Molecule: messenger RNA, 1679 nt
Organism: Solenopsis invicta (red fire ant)
Lineage: Eukaryota; Metazoa; Arthropoda; Insecta; Hymenoptera; Formicidae
Product: alpha-tocopherol transfer protein-like
Exons: 4
Coding region: 343-1422 (359 amino acids)
Cellular component (GO): membrane
Molecular function (GO): phosphatidylinositol bisphosphate binding
Source: RefSeq, a predicted model, not a curated record
AUGAUAAUAGAAAUUAUGUGUUAUAUACAUUAUUUUAUUUUCCAUGCGUUAUGCUAAUUAGAAUUUGAUUUACAAUAUAAUCAAACUCGCAUUAAUAAUAAACUAGUUCCAUGCUCGCUAAGUUAAUAGACUACUCGGUAGUAUACUAAUAGCGUUUUUCACUGGGCGACACUGAGUGCGCACUGGAAAUUCGCCGAGUUCAAGCGACACUGCCCGAGUGCACUGACAGUGCGAGUUUCUUGCACUCUCAGCUAAACACGUCCAUUAUUUUCCGUGCAGUUUUAUGGCGCAUUAUAUUCGAUACCUUUUGAACAUUAGCAUCACAAAAAUUUGUAAUUUAAUAUGGAAGGAUCGAUUAGUUUAUGUAUUUCUUUUAGAAUAAAUACUGAAAUAUUAACUUUAACCCUUGAGCCGCUUGAAACGGACUUAUAUAAUAAAUUAAAGAAUAUUUUGUCUACUCAAACACAAUCCGAUAUAGUUAAAUAUAUUGGUUAUUGUAAUUCAAACUGCGUUUCAAUGUCAAUGAUAAGAAGAAUCACAUUAGACGAGGAAACGAAAAAAAAUCCUCAAUUGAAGCUAUCCGAUAUACAAUCACUGAGAGAAUGGUGCGAGAAACAACCUCACUUACCAAAAAUUGAGGAUAGCUUUCUCGCUUUGUUUCUUCACAGAAAUUAUUAUAACGUAGAAUUUGCUAAAAAUACAAUCGAGAAUUAUUACACGACUAGGACGCAUUUACCAGAAUUAUUUUGCAAUAGAGAUCCACUCGUUGAAAAAGAACUACAACAAGCCUUCAAAGUCACGCUUUUUUCCCCUCUGAGUGGAGUAACGAAUGAUGGUUACACGCUGAUGUAUGCAACACUUCUGGAUGGUGAUCCUUCACACUUUAACUUGAAUGCAACAAUCAAAUAUAUCCUGAUGUUAAGCGACAUUAUUUAUCUAACGGAUGGUACAAACAAUGGUUAUGUCUUUAUUGGCAAUGCAGAUAAACUAUCUUUUGGUCAUAUCGCAAAAAUAAGACCAUUAGCAACCAAGAUAGCUUUAGACUAUAUUCAAGAGGCAAUGCCAGUACGUCUAAAAGACCUCCAUGUCAUAAACGCACCACCUGCCAUGGAAUUGCUCAUGAAUAUUGCCAAACCUUUUAUGAAGAAAGAGAUGAUAGACAUGAUACAUUUUCAUUCAUCGUUGGAAAGCCUUUCCAAGUACAUUUCGAUAGACGCGCUGCCGAAUGAGGCGUAUGGAAAUGGAGGUUCAAUACAAGAAUUAAACGAAAUUCAAAUAAAGCGAAUCGAAGACUAUCGUGAAUGGUUCCUGCAGGACGAAGCAACCGGACGUGUUAACGAAGCGUUGAGAAUUGGCAAGAGCAAGUCAGCGAGUGAUUUGUUCGGUGUAGAGGGUAACUUUAGAAAACUCGACAUAGAUUAAUGAAACUGUAGAUAUAAUCUUAUAAUAUUUAUAACUAACAAUUUAUAAACAUAUACAAAUACGAUUAUAACUAAUUAUUACAUUCUUAUGUACGAUUUCUUUUUGUAGUAUUAUUUUGUACUUUACAAGGUUUUACGUAAAUAUGUAAUUGAUGUGCAGUGUAUCUAUCUGAAUCAAUUCUCUGCAAAGGUUAUGGAAGGUGUUGUAAACCCUAGUGAUUUUUCGAUUUUAAAUAAAUUAAUAGAUGGUAAAGGAAA